This is a messenger RNA of Oreochromis aureus, 4092 nucleotides long. RefSeq names its product ATPase cation transporting 13A2 (gene atp13a2). The coding region runs from base 572 to 3961 and encodes 1129 amino acids. Gene Ontology annotation, molecular function: ATPase-coupled monoatomic cation transmembrane transporter activity; ATP binding; P-type ion transporter activity. The transcript has 29 exons. The record is from RefSeq and is a predicted model, not a curated record. Gene Ontology annotation, cellular component: membrane. NCBI's taxonomy places the organism in Eukaryota, Metazoa, Chordata, Actinopteri, Cichliformes, Cichlidae. Gene Ontology annotation, biological process: autophagosome-lysosome fusion; regulation of mitochondrion organization; intracellular calcium ion homeostasis.
AGGAAUGUGGUUUCGUUUCGAUGCGAGCCAGCUGUUUAGAAGCGGAAGUCUGUUCUGAAAAAAACAACAACAACCUUUUGUUUUGUUUUUCGCUGUUAUCGGUAUGAGUUUAUAGCGAGCUUUUCACCUCGCUCGCGCUGUAAAGUUAAUGUUUUCGUAAAACCUCAGUGUUUCCAGCUUAAUGAGAUGCGUGUGUUGACUUCAUUAAAGUUUAUGGUGACUCUUGAAUCUCCUAAAAAUCUUUUACAUUGUGAUCUUAUUUAUUUAGAAGUACACAGAUGAACAAGUUAAUCACUGACAUUGUUUUACCCGCACUAUCCUGGGCUGGAGAGCUCUCCCUGUUCAGUUUAGACCAAAUUGCAGAGGCAAAACAUUUUUUAAUAUUUGUAUCUGAAUUCCUGCUCAGGAUGUCUCACAUUAAAGAGAGUCUUCUUCAAGUUUGCGGCAUGGACCGGACACAAGCUUUGCACUGUGUUUGGUUAAUAUUGACUUUGAAGGUAGUGUGGUGGAGCCGCAGAGCGGACUCCCCUCACCCAGUCCACGAGACCCACUGCUGAAUCCUGACACACACAUGGAUGUUCAGGGGUAUAAGUGGGUGCGCUGGCGGGUGUGGUUGUGUCGACUGGCUGCCCUGCUGUCCUUGGGGCUCCUCCUGCUUGUGUUUCACUGGCGCCCACGGUUUGGUGUCUUUGCCCGCUGCAAGUCCUGCCCUCUGGCUUUGGCGGAUAUUCUGCUUCUCAGAGACAGUUUUGGCCAGCAGCAUGUGGUGGAGGUCCUUACAGAGGAGAUGGAGGAGGGAAGUUUGGAGUUGCUUGGACAGUCAGAGGAUACUGAAUCCAGAGAUACAGUUCAGCUGUACAAAGAGGAGAAAACACUGCUACGGUACUACCUGUUUGAAGGACUGCGUUACGUCUGGGUGGAUAGGAAAGGCGCGUUCUGUCGUGUUAGUGUCCUCAAUGAGGACUGGACCUGCAAUAACCUGCAUAGCUUCCAAAAGGGACUGAGUCCCCUGGAGCAGAGCUUUAGGAGAACCAUAUAUGGAACAAAUCUUAUUGAUGUGCCUGUGAAGCCUUACACAAAGCUGCUGUUUGAGGAGAUCCUCAACCCAUUCUAUGUGUUCCAGAUGUUCAGCAUCGUCCUCUGGAUGGUUGAUUACUAUUAUAUUUAUGCCAUAUGUAUAUUUAUUGUCUCUGUCAUCUCCAUCACUAUCUCACUUUAUGAGACCCGGAAGCAAAGCAUCACGCUUCGCAACAUGGCCCAGCUAAUCACAACCGUCACUAUUCGCAGAAAGUCAGGAGAGGAGGAGUGUGUGAGUUCGGUGGAAUUGGUCCCCGGCGAUUGUUUGAUCAUCCCUCAGGAAGGUAUGCUGCUGCCCUGCGAUGCUGCCCUGCUGGCUGGGGAGUGUCUUGUCAAUGAGAGCAUGCUCACAGGCGAAAGUGUCCCAGUGCUCAAGACUCCACUGCAGGCUAGUGAUAGGAAGUACAGCUCAGACACUGAGCGCAGACACACCCUGUUCUCCGGUACGCAGCUCAUUCAGGCAAAGGGAGGAAGACCAGGAGGCGUUGGGGCUGUUGCUGUUGUUACAAGCACCGGGUUUUUCACAGCCAAAGGUGACCUGGUCAGCUCCAUUUUAUAUCCUCAGCCAAUCGACUUCCGCUUUUACCGAGAUGCCGUCAAGUUCCUGCUCAUCCUGGCUUUAGUUGCUCUCAUUGGAACCAUUUACGUUUUUGUGGUCCUCUAUAGAUCAAAUGUGACCUGGGCGGAGCUGGUUAUUAAGAGUCUGGAUAUUGUGACCAUUGCGGUGCCUCCCGCGCUGCCUGCUGCCAUCACUACUGGCACAAUCUACGCUCAGCGCAGGUUGAAGCAACAUGGCAUCUUCUGCAUCAGUCCACCGCGCAUCAACAUCUGUGGCAAGGUCUCACUCUUCUGCUUUGACAAGACAGGAACAUUGACAGAGGAGGGUCUGGAUGUGUGGGGAGUGAUGGAGGCGGGGCCUGCCGGUUUUUCAGAGCUGGUGCCUGAGCCCAGGCUUUUGCCUCCGGGGCACCUGAGGUCCGGCUUGGCCUGCUGUCACACUGUUGCGCUGCUGCAUGGCCAGCUCCUCGGAGACCCUUUGGAGCUUAAGAUGGUCGAGUCCACUGGUUGGACUCUUCAAGAGCCAGAUGGCGAUGGCGGUGUGCUAAAUGCAGAGUUUGGAGGCCACAAAGUUUUGGCAGUAAUGAGACCACCAGAUCAACAAGCUUAUGGAGCAUCCACAGAUGAGGCGAUGGCCAUUGUACAAAGGUUUCCCUUCUCCUCGGCCCUGCAGAGGAUGAGUGUGGUGACAGUGACCCACGGGGGGCGCUCAGCUCUUGCUUUCAUCAAAGGCUCUCCAGAGAUGGUGGCGAGCCUCUGUCACACUCAAACAGUUCCAGCACAGUUCUCCAGCAAACUGCACAGCUUCUCCAGUGAAGGCCUCAGGGUUCUCGCAGUCGCCUACAAGCCAUUAGAUGUGAACUCUAACUUAAGCACCAUUGAGCGAGGGGAAGUAGAGAAAGACAUGCACUUCCUGGGUUUGCUGAUGAUGAAGAACUUGGUAAAGCCUGAGAGUGCCAAAGUUAUCAACAUUCUGAGAAAGGCGAACGUUCGCAGCAUUAUGGUCACUGGGGACAAUGUUCUAACAGCAGUUAAUGUAGCAAAAACCUGUGGGAUGGUGGGAUCUGACGAGAAAGUGAUAUUCGUCACUGCAACCCCCCACACUGCCCAGUCCAUGCCCACCCUGAGGUUCAGCCUGGAGGAGGAAGCGGCUCUUUCUGGCCAAAGUUCAGUAGAGGUCAUCACUCAGGGUUUGUAUCAGGGUGGUUUUGUCUAUCACUUGGCUAUCAAUGGCAAGUCCUUUGCUGUCCUCUGUGACCACUUUCCUGAGUAUCUGCCGAAGAUUUUGAUGAGAGCCACGAUAUUUGCACGCAUGGCCCCUGACCAGAAAACCCAGCUAGUGAAGGAGCUGCAAAAACUGAACUACCGAGUGGGGAUGUGUGGAGACGGGGCCAAUGACUGCGGGGCACUAAGAGCUGCUGAUGUCGGGGUUUCUCUUUCCGAAGCCGAGGCUUCAGUCGCUUCACCUUUUACUUCCAAAACUGAAAACAUCAGCUGUGUGCCCCUGCUUAUCAGAGAGGGACGAUGUUCUCUGGUCACCUCCUUCAGUCUCUUUAGAUACAUGGCCCUCUACAGCCUCAUUCAGUUCUGCUCCGUCAUCAUCCUCUACACAGUGAAGACGAGCAUAGCAGACCCGCAGUUCCUGUAUUUUGACGUUCUCCUGGUGACUGUGCUGGCCAUUGUGAUGGGGAGAGGAGGUCCUAGUGAAGAGCUGUACCCUUCCAGACCCGCGGCUAGUCUGUUGGCCCUGCCUGUCCUGGGCAGCCUCUUCAUCCACACCUGCAUGAUCGCUCUGGGCCAGCUGGCUGCGCUCUUCAUCACAACCUCAGAGGAGUGGUAUAUUCCUCUCAAUGCGACUGAGUUCGGAACAGCCAAUCUGCCAAACUUGGAAAACACCUGUGUGUUUGACAUAUCGGGUUUCCAGUACAUCAUCAUGUCAGUGGUACUCACCAAGAGCUACCCCCACAAGAAACCCCUCUACCACAACAUGGUUUUCCUUAUCCUGCUGUUCAUCCAGUUUGGUGUGAUGACCUGGCUGGUGUUGUAUCCUGGGCCUGCCAUUAGCUGGUUACUUCAACUGUACAACAUCUCUGACAUGAAUUUUAAAUUGCUGCUCGUUAGUCUGGCUGCUCUCAACUUCCUCAUUUGUUUUGUCGUGGAGGUGCUGAUAGACCUGGGUCUUUUGAACUGCCUUCGACUGCUGCGAGGGAAGCGUCCAUCUAAGAAACAAUAUAAACAGCUGGACUCUCUUCUGUCAGACUCCUCAUCAUGGCCACCCCUCAAUCAAACUCUGACCCCCACAGAUACAGUUUUGUACUGUAGCUAGCAUCGGCUUGGCCUUCUGUGACUGUAAUCUGAGCCAAACUAUGCCACAGAUGUCCAAACUACAUCCCCAACUUGACCAACAAUGCAAAGUCAUGUUUACCUUCAAUAAUAAACUAAUUUUUAUUUAAGCUG